Messenger RNA from Blepharisma stoltei, 507 nucleotides. Lineage: Eukaryota; Ciliophora; Heterotrichea; Heterotrichida; Blepharismidae. The record is from the annotation of a GenBank genome assembly.
AUGGAGGAAAACAGAAGCAUUACCUUCCUUUCUGCGUCCUCUGAAGCAGACGAAGAAAUGCCGAAUUUUUUCUCAAAAGAACCAAAACCCUUAAUUUCAACCAAUGUUUAUGUUUGCUCAAAAUCCAGAUCAAAUAUUAUAAUGAUUGAUUGAACUGACAAUAAAAUAAACAAUUCCAGCAGAUUCGAACAAAGAAACUCGAAUUUUAUGGCCUUAGACCCAAUGAAUCUUAUGAAAAGAAACGAAAAUUAUAGUGUCAAACUAAGGAAAGACCAGAGAACAGAUUUUUUUCAAAAGAAAAGGCUUAGAUUAGAUGAUAGAACUGAAGAAACAGAAGAUGAAAAUGAAAUAAAUCUUAUCAAAAAAAUAAAAUUGAUAUCGGAAUCAAACCCUAUCAGAAAAAUAAAAGAUAGAUCAGAUUCAAAUUUUAUCAGAAAUAGGAAAUGCAGUGAAGAUGACGAAAUAGAAUCAGAAUCAGAAUUAGAGAUAAUCUUAUCAGAAAAAUAA